AUGGCUUCACAACACACGGAAGAGAGGAUCUACCAUCCUCAAGAUGCAAUUGCCAACACGAUCAAGAGCGCUACUUUGACCGGAGGCGCCGGUCUCCUCACUUCGGCCGUCCAGAAUACACUGGCCAAACAGAAUGUCGGCCCCCUCGGCAUCUUCUUUCGAACCGGUGGCACCAUUGCUGUCUUUGCGGCAAUGGGCGGCACAUACACAUUCGUGCGAACCGCGUCCGCAAACCUGCGAGAAACGGAAGAUCCGUAUAACGGAGCUCUCGGUGGUUUCUUUUCCGGCGCCAUCCUUGGACUUCGCGCCCGAAGUUUCCCCGCUACUUUCGGAUACGGAGCGGGUUUGGCAGUGGUCCUGGCGGCUUUUGAAUCUACCGGAGGCACUCUGUGGGGAUACAAAGAAAAGAAGAACUUGGAUAAAUAUGAGGAAUUAGAGAAGCUGCGUACAGCCUACCGACAACCCGCGGAGAAGACAUUCGCAGAAUUGGGCGAAGGACGAGGUAUCUACGGUCCUGGUUACGCAGAGCGCCGACGAGAGAGGAUCAAAGAAGCGUACGGUAUUGACGUUCCUGCGACAUCUUCUACGUCGUGA
Messenger RNA from Talaromyces rugulosus, 594 nucleotides. RefSeq lists its product as uncharacterized. Gene Ontology annotation, biological process: mitochondrial respiratory chain complex I assembly. Lineage: Eukaryota; Fungi; Ascomycota; Eurotiomycetes; Eurotiales; Trichocomaceae. The record is from RefSeq and is a predicted model, not a curated record. The coding region runs from base 1 to 594 and encodes 197 amino acids. The transcript is spliced from 4 exons.